Tachysurus fulvidraco (yellow catfish) is the source of this 1375-nucleotide messenger RNA. Its product is annotated as Ig-like V-type domain-containing protein FAM187A. The record is from RefSeq and is a predicted model, not a curated record. Bases 108 to 1349 code for a protein of 413 amino acids. NCBI's taxonomy places the organism in Eukaryota, Metazoa, Chordata, Actinopteri, Siluriformes, Bagridae. The transcript has a single exon.
GAAUCGAAUCAAACGUCAGUUGUGUGACACGACGACUUCUCCUCAGUUCCGUGACAACAAACAUUCAAAACAAAACACUUCUCCUUGAUAAGCAACGAGGGUUUGACAUGACAAUGUCUCCUGAAGUAUUUUUCCUGACACUGUGUCCUCUCCUACUGGGUGCAUAUCAAGCUCCUGAGGACAAGGAGGACAUCUUUACCACCCGCUCGUGUCCUGCGUUCCUCGUGUUCGAUAACGCAGCGUACGUAGCUGACAUGACCAUCGAGCUUCCCUGUCACUGUAAGCCAGCAGACGUUCUCUCAGUGGUGUGGUACUAUCAGAAACACCUGGGUCCAGACAACGCCAAAGUCCUGACCGACUUCUCAGGGACGGCCAUAACAGAUUCAUCCAAAGUAGGAAGUGAAAUGAACCUGCGCCAGCGGUUUUCCAUCCGUUUAUUCAAUCUGCUGAUCUUCAGGGCUCAGCAGGACGACUCCGGGCAUUACGUCUGUGGCACGGCUUCGGGACAAUUCUUCUUCGGCUAUGAUGUAGAUGUUCAAGUCGCUCUGAACGUUUUCUUUCCCUGGAACCCCGAACAACGAGACAAACUCAAAUCCAAUUCCAACGAGCACUUCAGAGUGUUUACCAGCUACUGGCCUUGGUCUGUGUGUGACCGGUGCGACGUGCCAGGCGAGCAGGUCCGAGUGGGGCUCUGUUACGUCAUGAGUGAAUAUCUACAAGUGCGCUACCUUCGAGAGAGCAGAAACGUGACUUCGUGCGGUUCUUCUGCUGUUCCUCCGCGCUUCGGUUUGAGCGGCGCGGACCACGGGGCGGAGCUCAGUGUUAGAAGUUGCGAAUCUUUCUGCCCUCCUAAACCUCCGCUAAAUCCAAAGCGAAAGGCUCUGCUGGAGUUCCUCGGGUAUGACAAUCCAGCUUCUCCAGAGCAUCAGAUCUACUACCACAACCAUCCAACAGACUCCGAUGUCCUCUUGUCGUGUCCCAAAGCCAGGCCGGAGCACACAGUGGCGUGGGAUAAAGGCUCUACACCUCUUUAUCGCUCCAAGUACAUGGAGGGUGUGGAUCCAAAUGCACGUGUCUUCAUAGAUUUAGGUCACCAUCUUCAUUUCAGACCUGUGAAAAUGGAGGACAAAGGAACAUACUACUGCUGGAUCCAAGGCAGAAAGACUGCUGAGAUCAGACUCGGCGUUUACACACAACUCGGACGCCAGCGCAGAAUCAGUGACCCAGAGUCUGUCUUCGGCCUCAGGGCCAUUCUUCUGUGCUACGGCGUUCUCACUGCUGUGUUUCUCCUCAUCAUAACCCCCCGAUUCAUUUAUGACCUCACCGCAGAGCUAACGGCCUCGAAUUAGCUUUCAAUAAAUAUAUUUAUACCUUC